Molecule: messenger RNA, 570 nt
Organism: Protopolystoma xenopodis
Lineage: Eukaryota; Metazoa; Platyhelminthes; Monogenea; Polystomatidea; Polystomatidae
Source: the annotation of a GenBank genome assembly
AUGAGAACAAUUCAGGCCCUCCUCACUUCUGUAAUGAUCUUCGUCCCUUAUUAUUUUCUUUGUGCCAUUACACUGACUACCAAACACACCUCAGCUCCUGAGCCGCCCAAGAGGGUAAAUUCCUAUGAAAGUACAGCGACUGAAUUAACGAUCUACGUGACGCCGAGCCAAGAAGCACUCGCCCACCGGGUCAUAGUAAAUGGUCAAAUUCCGAGUCAUCCUGACGUUUAUGUGACGGGCCCAGAUAAAGUUCGACUUUAUAUAGUCGAUCUUUUGGCCUGCGUCUCAUAUGAAUUACAAUUAUAUGCCGUCAGUUAUACGGGUUUAUCUAAUACUGCUGUAAACACCAGUGCCAAAAUGGCACCACCGAUGUUAUUUGGGGUUCAGGCAAGCCUAGAUACGUCCGCUUCAACAAGUAUUUCUGUCUCUUGGGCACCAGCGGACCCAAGGAUUGGAUGCCCUUGGAUCUACGCCAUAAUGGCCUAUAUUGAUACAAAUCUACCUCCUGCCUCUAUCGUCUACGUUGAUUCGGUCACGACAUGUAAGUUUUUAUUGGUUUCGAUCAACUGA